CUGCCAAACGAAGCCAAGUCGCGACGGCGUGCGUACAUUUUCUUAUUUCCCAUUUCAAUCGACGUUCCGAGUGAUUAAUAGUAUGUUCCUGCAUUUGUUCAAUAAAAAUGUAAUGUCGUACAACGCUAUAACGGUAUUUUCGGUAUAUGAGGAUGGCAAGGGAUUCUGGUGAAACUAAGUGAAAAUGGAAAAGUACGAACAAUUAUCAAUAGUCGGUGAAGGUUCUUAUGGGUUGGUAAUGAAAUGCAGACAUCGAGAAACUGAUCAAAUCGUUGCGGUUAAAAAAUUUCUAGAGACUGAAGAAGAUGCAACAAUCCGAAAAAUGGCUCUUCGGGAAAUAAGGAUGUUGAAAAGACUGAAACAUGAAAACCUGGUAACGAUGAUAGAAGUUUUUCGACACAGAAAACGGUUUUAUUUAGUGUUCGAAUAUCUGGAAGGAACAGUCUUGGAUGAAUUAGAGAAAAUGCCGCAUGGUUUAGGGGAUGAAAGAUGUCGCGAAAGAAUAUUUCAAGUUACCAGAGGUAUCAGCUAUUGCCAUAGCAAUAAUAUAAUACACAGAGAUGUCAAACCGGAGAACGUUUUAGUGUCUUCACUGGGCGUAGUGAAGCUCUGCGAUUUUGGAUUUGCCAGAUUAAUCAGCGCUACAGGAGAAGCAUGUACUGAAUAUGUGGCUACAAGAUGGUACAGAGCUCCAGAACUACUGGUUGCGGAACCCAACUAUGGCCCUCCCAUAGACAUUUGGGCUAUAGGGUGUCUAUUUGCUGAAAUGAUGACAGGAGAUCCGUUAUUUCCAGGAGAAAGCGAUAUUGAUCAGUUCCAUCUGAUUGUUAAAUUACUAGGAAAACCUUGCUCUCGUCAUGAACAGCUUCUAUGUAAAAACACCGAAAUGAAGAGCGCCAUUAAAGUUCCCGUUGAAAGCAACAUAGGAUUCUACAAACACUUUUCCACUUGGCCAACCCUCACAAUAGAAUUCCUCGAAGGCAGCAUGAACAUGGAUCCCCAGCAAAGGCUCUCAGCCGACGAUUUACUGAAACACCCUUAUUUCACCCAUGAUAUGUUCCCUCAGCGAUUUUUACCGGCUCUUAGAGACAAGGUGAACAUCGAACUCAAUAGUCCGCUACUGAGGAAAUUCAAGACUGAAAUUCUGAUGGCUACUGACAAGAAGGACGAAUCUAAGAGGAAAAUGCCUCAGAAAGAUUCGAAGUGGAGGUUUUCCUUCGCAGAAGGUACCAUGAAGAGGAAGCUGAGCAAUGAAAUCAUGAACAACGAAUCAUUGAGUGACAAAAAUCUCAUAUCACUGACGAAAACUGCACAGCGACUGAACGUCUUACAACAGAGAUCUUCCCAAAAGCAGUCCUCGUUUUCGAAAGAUAAGUCCGGGAAAAACCUACAGACUAAUAGCAAUUCCUCGGAACUGCAAAUGAUGGAGAAGUCAUUGGAGAGCUUGAUCAAAUUCAAUAAACACCCGUCUGGCAAUCAGAAAGAUGAUUCGUUUCUCCCCGAUACCUCCCCUCCAACAUCUUUCCAUUUCGAAUAUGGCGACUACAGCAGAUCUCCCAACAGCCAGACUGUUUUGCAUCCAAGUAUAAAUAACAUCAGCUUCAGUAGAGACCCUCUGAAAAAAUCGCCUAAUGUCCUCCACAACAUAAGUAGUACCAACACAAAACCAGUCCAAGUACCGCUCCUGACGAAUCCUAGAACACAGUUUCUGAAGAAGUUGGAGAGGAAUGUGGUCGUAGAAAAUAUCUUUGGCACCGGCGAUCAGACGCAUGUUUGGAACAAUGGUCCUAUUUGGUUGAACAGUUUUACCACAAGUUUCUAUAAGAAGAAAGAGGCGAAAACCAAGACUGACGAUUUCAGCUUACCAAAUUUACCAGGAG
Leptinotarsa decemlineata (Colorado potato beetle) is the source of this 1880-nucleotide messenger RNA. RefSeq names its product cyclin-dependent kinase-like 2. NCBI's taxonomy places the organism in Eukaryota, Metazoa, Arthropoda, Insecta, Coleoptera, Chrysomelidae. Gene Ontology annotation, molecular function: ATP binding; protein kinase activity. The record is from RefSeq and is a predicted model, not a curated record. Gene Ontology annotation, biological process: protein phosphorylation.